AUGAAGGUGUUUCUGUCUCUUCUGUUGGUUGCCUUUGCUUGCAUGGAGUUUGCACAAACCUUGCAAUGUUACACGUGCCAUGAACCUACCACUGCCGAAAAUUGCCUGAAGAUCCAGAACUGCACAAAGAAUGAAACUAUGUGCAAGACAACCAUGUAUUCCUUGGAGGAUGUUUAUCCCUUCAUGGGUGUCUCGACCGUUACCAAGAUGUGCUCUUCUGUCUGCAUCCCAUCCGAUGUGGACGGGAUUGGCAUGACACGCCCUGUCUCCUGCUGUUACUCUGACUUGUGCAACACCGAUGGUGCAGCUGGUUUGAAGAGCAGCUUUUUACCAGUUGGGCUGCUAGCAAGUUCCCUCUGUGCCCUCUUCUGGACUAGGCUGUGA
Messenger RNA from Calidris pugnax (ruff), 384 nucleotides. RefSeq names its product ly6/PLAUR domain-containing protein 2-like. Bases 1 to 384 code for a protein of 127 amino acids. The transcript is spliced from 3 exons. The record is from RefSeq and is a predicted model, not a curated record. NCBI's taxonomy places the organism in Eukaryota, Metazoa, Chordata, Aves, Charadriiformes, Scolopacidae. Gene Ontology annotation, molecular function: acetylcholine receptor inhibitor activity.